This is a messenger RNA of Solea senegalensis (Senegalese sole), 1922 nucleotides long. RefSeq names its product coiled-coil domain containing 51 (gene ccdc51). The record is from RefSeq and is a predicted model, not a curated record. Lineage: Eukaryota; Metazoa; Chordata; Actinopteri; Pleuronectiformes; Soleidae. The transcript has 7 exons. The coding region runs from base 228 to 1511 and encodes 427 amino acids.
UGUGCCUGCCUGGACGCGAAGUCUCGCCGGCUGUUGGGGUAACUCGUCCCAUUUGAGAUGCUGGUUACUAGUUAAGUUCCGCCGUUAAUAAACAUUCUCUGUGUGGAAUGUUUUGCUUCGACAGUCUUGAACAAAUCGGGUGCCUGUUGUGGUUUUAACUCCGUAGCCGCUCUGAAAGUGAAUCUUUUGACAGUUUGCAAGCUGUUCCUGUGACUGCUGCCUUCUCAAUGAGGUACAGAGGAGCUCAGAUCUGUCGCUGGACUCAUGGCUCCUGCUGCUUUUCCCGCCACUCCCUGUCUGGAUCUCUGUACGGCAGAAUUACUCUGGUCCGCAGCUACAGUGCGCCACAUCAGCCUGGUCCUCCACCAGCACCACCUGCUGACCCUGCACCUCCAGAUGGGAAGAGUGGAGGUGAGGUGGUGAAGGAGCGCGCCCUGGCUGCCUUACAGCAUGCAGGUGAGCUGGGGCAGCAGUGGGGUCGGAGGUCAAGUCAAGCGGCCAGCGCCACCAUAAAUUACUGGUGGGAGAGGUACGAGGAGUUUGUUGGGAUCAAUGAAGUCCGCGUGGCUCAGACCAAGGUCACUGAGGCUGAGGCAGCCUUCAUGGUGGCCAGAGGGAUGGUGCGUGAGGCACACACCGGUCUGGAGACUCUGCAGGUCAGACUGAAGGAGAUUCGAGACCGGCUGGACCGGGUGUCGAGGGAGGAGGCCCACUACCUGGAGCUGGCAACGCUGGAACACAAACUGCUGCAGGAGGAGCGUCGUCACCGGACAGCGUAUGAGAACGCUGAGAGUUCGGAGAGGGAGAAGUUUGCUCUGUUUUCAGCUGCUGUCAGAGAGAGCCACGAGAAGGAGAGGACGAGAGCGGAGCGAACCAAGAACUGGUCCGUCAUCGGCUCGGUGCUCGGAGCUCUGAUCGGCGUCAUGGGCUCGACAUAUAUCAACCGUGUACGACUGCAGGAGCUGAAGACUCUUCUGCUGGAGGCUCAGAAGGGUCCAGAGAGUCUGCAGGAAGCUCUCAGAGUCCAGGCCGGGAACCACCGGUCCCAGCGGGACGAGCUGCAGACGAUUAUCAACAGCCUCAGGGUUGCGCUGGGUGACGCCUCCGCAGCGAGGCCUGUGGUCGAUCCCGCCUCACACUCGGCUGCUGUGCCUCUCUCGGCCUUCAAAGACCUUCACACGUCCAGUCAGAAGACCCACACCCUCCUGGAGUCUCUCCCGCCACAACUGGGACAACUGGAGCAGGGACUGGGCCGAGUCGAGGGGAAAUUAUCAGCAGUGAAGAGGCUGCUGGACGCGACGCCUCCUGCUGGUGAGCUGCAUUUAGCGGGACCAGAGAGAGGGGAACAGUGGGAGGAGUCUGAGGUGGCGGCGGUGAGGCGCUUGGAGGAGACGCAGAGGACGCUGGGAGAACAGAUGAGGACAAACACGGUUUUCAGUGCUGUGUUUGCGUACACUGCCGCAGCCAUCACCGUCUCUGCUGUGUACAUGAUGCUGAGAGGCGGUGGUUAGACGAGGCGCUGCCGGUCUGCGCGUGGUCACAGGUUCCAGUAACGGAGGGCGACCGAUUUGUCCUAAUAUCAGCUGAUGGGACAGUUUGCACCCUAUGGACAUUUUUGAUCAUGUCAAAUUUGACCCGUGGGGGGGGUUAAGGACAUGGAAGUAGCCGUGCUCCAGAUCAUGUCAUGAUAUGCAGUUAAGUAAUUUAACGCUCUCGUGACCUUCAUGAGGAUGUAUUUAAAUGUUCUGGCUGUAGAAACGUUCUGCUCCUUUUUCCAAGAUAACGUUCAAAUUCAACCGUUUAGGAAUCACAGUCCUGAGAAGCUGAGGUCACAGACGCGUGCCGCGGAAGUCCUGAGGUUCUACCGUAAUGACAAGUAUAUGAGAGCAGCACUCAGUUUCUCUGCUUUCUGGUAUCCAUCC